This is a messenger RNA of Capsella rubella, 1305 nucleotides long. Its product is annotated as transcription factor HRS1. Gene Ontology annotation, biological process: regulation of DNA-templated transcription. The transcript is spliced from 5 exons. The record is from RefSeq and is a predicted model, not a curated record. Bases 104 to 1138 code for a protein of 344 amino acids. Lineage: Eukaryota; Viridiplantae; Streptophyta; Magnoliopsida; Brassicales; Brassicaceae. Gene Ontology annotation, molecular function: DNA-binding transcription factor activity; DNA binding.
AGACCUUAUAUAAAUAGAGAGAGAGAGCCAUAUAUAUGUAUUGAUCCUUCUCUAUAAAGCAAACCAAAUCUCAAAUUAAAAAGGUGGAUUAGUUUAGUCCAUCAUGAUAAAGAAUUUAAGCAAUAUGGAUUACAAUCAGAAAAGGGAGAGAUGUGGGCAAUACAUCGAAGCCCUUGAAGAAGAACGUCGCAAGAUUCAUGUUUUCCAACGUGAACUUCCUCUUUGCUUGGACCUUGUAACUCAAGCGAUCGAGGCAUGUAAGAGGGAGAUACCGGAGAUGACGACGGAGAAUGUGUAUGGACAACCAGAGUGCUCGGAGCAGACGACCGGAGAAUGUGGCCCAGUCUUGGAGCAGUUUUUAACCAUUAAAGACUCAUCCACCUCCAACGAAGAAGAAGAUGAAGAGUUAAUGGACGAUGAGCACGGUAAUCAUGAUCCGGACAUAACUGAUUCCGAAGACAAGAACACGAAAUCUGAUUGGCUUAAGUCUGUUCAACUCUGGAAUCAACCCGACCCUCUUCUUCCAAAAGAGGAACGGUUGCAACAAGAGACGAUGGAGACAAUGAAAAGAGAUGAGAGUAUGAGAAAAGAUCCGAUGAUGAACGGUGGCGAAGGAAGGAAGAGAGAGGCGGAAGGAAGAAAGCAAAGAAGGUGUUGGUCUUCGCAAUUGCAUAGACGCUUCUUGAACGCUCUUCAACACUUAGGUGGACCUCAUGUAGCCACGCCAAAGCAAAUAAGGGAGUUUAUGAAAGUUGAUGGAUUAACCAAUGAUGAAGUUAAAAGCCAUUUACAGAAAUAUAGACUGCAUACAAGAAGGCCACGCCAAACAGUUUCUAACAACGAAAACUCUCAAACGCAACAUUUCGUAGUCGUAGGAGGUUUAUGGGUACCACAAUCAGACUACUCUACGGGAAAGACCACCGGAGGAACCACCGCCAGCAGUACCACCACCACCACCGGGAUCUAUGGAGCCAUGGCCGCACCUCCACCGCCACAGUGGCCUAGCCAUUCCAAUUUUAGGCCGUCGAUUAUUGUGGAAGAAGGAUCGGGAAGUCAUAGUGAAGAAGUGGUGGUCAGGUGUAGCUCCCCGGCGAUGUCUUCUUCUACCCGUAACCAUUACGUCAAGAUUAAUAAUUAAUUUGUUUUUUUACUGCCUCUAAUGUUUUGGGUCGUCAUUUAAUAUACUUGUUUUGUUCUCUCCAUGUUAGAAUUUGAUACCGUGAUUAAAAGAGUGUAUAGAGUUUUGCACCGAACCAAUCUUUAUAUUUUUACUUAGGAUAUUUAUUCCAUAUUUAUUUUGCAGUU